Oppiella nova is the source of this 2250-nucleotide messenger RNA. The record is from the annotation of a GenBank genome assembly. Lineage: Eukaryota; Metazoa; Arthropoda; Arachnida; Sarcoptiformes; Oppiidae.
AUGACUGAAAGUGAUGUCAACUCUAGUUAUCCCUUGACUUACGAGUCAAUAUGCGAGCCAUUCAUUGCCUCACAGUUAAGACAAUUAAGACGUUUUAAAUGCGAUUACAAUGAGUGCCGAAAGGGUUUUGCAACUCAACAGCGAUUGGAUUUACAUAAGAGUAGAAGACAUGUUUCUAGGAAUGACAUCCUGGUGCCCAAUCGCAUGCCAACAACAGCACCGGUAUUGCCUGUGCCUGAAGUCAUUGCAUCUCCAGUGGCAGUAUUAUCGACACCAAAAGUUGUGACGAUCCCAACCCCGGUAUUGCCGGCACCAGAAGUCAUGCCAACAACAGCACCGGCAUUGCCAGCAAUCGAAGUCAUAUCAAACACAGCACCUGUAUUGCCGACAACAGAUAAUAGGAAACGAAAUACGAGUGGAACUCCGUCUGAAAAUAAACGCCAAAAACAGUCACAUACUGAGGACAUACCGACGCUGAACGCAGGAGCCACUGGUACAGAAACGACAGCACCUGAUGGCAGGGAACAACAUAUGGACACUGAAAUACCCGUCACUUCCAACACCAAUGCUAUUCCCAACGCUUGUCAUAACGAAAUCCGUGAUGAGAUGCCGGUGCCUAACAGUCCAAUGAGAAAGCCAGUGCUAACCACCGGCGUCAACACUCCCGGAUUACUUUUCAAGCCAUUCAAAUGCAAUAAAUGUAAUAUAAGCUUCAAAAGGGGCUGGCAGUAUAGUAAUCACCAACAGGCCGUCCACUCGUUGCUUUCGGGCGGUACUAAUGUGCCGACUAUUGAUCUAACGGUGACUCCCAAAAGAAAGGCAUUUCGAUGUGAUAAUGAAAACUGUGGCAAAGAAUAUAAAAGUCAAUUUAGUUUGAAUUCACAUAAGCGGAAACGACAUGACAUUAAUGGGAACAUACCGGCGCUCAACACCACAUCCAUUGACACUCAAGUGCCCAACACUAACACCACUAACCCGUGCCUUAAUGAAACAAACUCUGGUAUCGAAGUGAUCGCUGAGCACCGGGUGUUCAGCAACACUGCCUUUACAAUACCAUUUGGACGACCAGACAGGGCAGUGACUGAUCAAUUAGAUUUCAUUGAACUUUCUGGUGUAACACCUGAUAUCAAGAGUGUAUCCCACCCUGGAUACAGAGGCAUAUCUACUGAAAAACGAGAUCCAACACAUCGGGAAAGGCUUAACACACUUCAUAAGUACAGGGAUUCAAAUGAACAUCAAAACAGUCGCAAAAGUUGUGGACGACUGACUCGGAGUCCAUUGAAAUGCAACUACAAUAAUUGCGGACAAAGUUUUGAUUACGAGUCGGCGCUAAAUCACCACAAACUCUAUGCACACAAUAUACAACAGCCGUAUGUAUGCGAAUACGACGGCUGCGGCACAAGAUUUUUCGACGCCAUUGUAUUCAACGCGCAUAAAAGUACUGCCCAUCGGCCACCACGAGUCACGAGUGAUCUACCAGUGCCUGACCCUCGCACUGACACUGAACUGGAUAUUAAUGAAGAUAUGAGUGACAGUAAUACUUCAGAAACAGAUGUCAUUGCGUUGAUAGCACCCGAUGUUGAGGCGGAACAGACGAUAACUGGUCUCCCGGUGCCCACCAAUUCAAACUCUACCGGAGGCAACAAAUCAGUUGUUAAUACAGAUAAUAAUAGCAUCAAUAUUUGCAUUAACAUUGAUUUCAUACCACUGGCAAACGAGUCAACCAUUGCUGCAAACAAUUCAAGGAUUAUAGCCAACAGUAUUGAAAACACAAAAACCGUUCAAAACAGUCAACCCAUGGCUGACAAACAAUCCUCUAAUAAAAAGGCGAAAAGUUCUCACAAAUCAUCGAAAUCUAAACUUUCGGAUCCAAACGAAUUUAAGUGCGAUUUCAAACAUUGUCGAAAAGUGUGCCGGCUCCAAUCGCAUCUAAAUCAGCACAAACAAACUGCUCAUAAUAUUAGUCCGCCUUUUGUGUGCGAUUACGUCGGCUGCCAUCAAAGGUUUUGCGGUUCAAACAAUUUGGAUAAACACAAGCGUAUGAAUCAUUCAUACGCAAAUAGCAUAGCAAAUGUUGCAAAACGUGGCACUGAAAAGCUACCGGAGCCACCGAAACCGAUAGACACCGGCACCGACUCUUGUCAUAAUGAUUCAGAUUCUGAUAUCGAAGUGAUUGCUGUAAUACCGGCGCCUAAGACCACAACCCCUACUACACAACAGGACAGUCCAAUCGCAGUACCGGUCGAUGAA